Messenger RNA from Plenodomus lingam JN3, 3180 nucleotides. RefSeq names its product ATP-dependent RNA helicase mtr4 (gene MTR4). Gene Ontology annotation, molecular function: ATP binding; RNA helicase activity; RNA binding. Gene Ontology annotation, cellular component: nucleus. NCBI's taxonomy places the organism in Eukaryota, Fungi, Ascomycota, Dothideomycetes, Pleosporales, Leptosphaeriaceae. Gene Ontology annotation, biological process: RNA catabolic process; maturation of 5.8S rRNA. The record is from RefSeq and is a predicted model, not a curated record.
AUGGACGAUUUGUUCGACGUCUUCGAUGGCGGCGCUGCCAAAGACACUGCGCCCAAGAAGAGUAAGAAGCGCCAGGCAAAUGGCGCCGUCAAGUCGCCUGUUUCUGCGCCCGCAGAGGACACGCAAAUGGGGGAUGCGCCCGAAGAAGAGCCCGCAGCACCCCCAGCCGAGACCUCAGAGCAAACGCUCAAGCGACAAAAGCGCGAUGCUGAGCCCGAGCCAAUUGUGACCGACGACUUCGAGACGGAACAGUCGCGUGAGAUUGCUGCGGCCGCUGGACUGCAGGCGCAACAAGAUGGGCAGGCGGUGGUGUUGUCACAUCAGGUCCGCCAUCAGGUCUCGCUGCCACCGGAUUACGACUAUGUACCCAUUUCUGAGCACAAAGCCCCCGCCGAACCCGCACGCGUAUGGCCUUUCACGCUCGAUCCUUUCCAGCAAGUUUCCAUCGCCUCGAUCCAGCGGAACGAGAGCGUUCUCGUAUCGGCGCAUACAUCUGCCGGAAAGACGGUUGUUGCCGAGUACGCCAUUGCGCAAUGCCUGAAGAACAACCAGCGAGUCAUCUACACCAGUCCCAUCAAGGCGCUCAGUAACCAAAAGUACCGAGAGUUCAUGGCAGAGUUUGGUGACGUCGGUCUCAUGACGGGCGAUGUCACCAUCAACCCCACUGCGACCUGUCUGGUUAUGACCACGGAGAUUCUGCGUUCCAUGCUCUACCGAGGCUCCGAGAUUAUGCGCGAGGUAGCUUGGGUCGUAUUUGACGAGGUACAUUAUCUGCGCGACAAGUCAAGAGGUGUCGUUUGGGAAGAGACGAUUAUUCUGCUACCAGACAAAGUCCGCUACGUAUUCCUUUCCGCCACCAUUCCCAACGCCAUGCAAUUCGCCGAAUGGAUCACCAAAACCCACAGUCAGCCGUGUCACGUCGUAUACACCGAUUUCCGACCGACCCCACUGCAACACUACUUCUUCCCGGCAGGCGCGGAUGGUAUACAUUUGGUUGUCGACGAGAAGGGCGUUUUUAGAGAAGAAAACUUUCAAAAGGCCAUGUCGUCCAUCGCAGAUAAGGCCGGCACUGAGGCGUCGGAUUACCUGGCGAAGCGUAAAGGUAAAGGCAAGGACAAGAAGACAAACAAGGGGGGUAACAAGGAUCAGACGGACAUCUAUAAGAUUGUCAAGAUGAUCAUGAUGAAGAGCUACAAUCCGGUCAUUGUGUUCAGUUUCAGCAAGAGGGACUGCGAGAACUAUGCGCUUUCUAUGAGCCAGCUCGCGUUCAACGACGAAUCUGAAAAGGCCAUGGUGUCAAAGGUCUUUAGCAGCGCCAUCGAAAUGCUGUCCGAGGAGGAUCGCCAACUACCACAAAUCCAGCACAUCCUCCCGCUUCUCCGGAGAGGCAUCGGUGUUCAUCACUCUGGACUGUUACCCAUUCUGAAAGAGACCAUCGAGAUAUUGUUUCAGGAAGGUCUGAUCAAAGUCCUCUUUGCGACCGAGACUUUCUCCAUUGGACUCAACAUGCCGGCAAAGACAGUUGUCUUUACUAGCGUUCGCAAGUUCGACGGAGUGUCGCAACGAUGGGUUACACCUUCCGAGUUCAUCCAAAUGUCUGGUCGUGCCGGUCGUCGUGGUCUCGAUGACCGCGGUAUUGUCAUCAUGAUGAUCAAUGAGCAGAUGGAACCCGCCAUAGCAAAAGAAAUUGUGCGCGGACAACAAGACAACCUUAACUCAGCUUUCCAUCUCGGCUACAACAUGAUUCUCAAUUUGAUGCGUGUUGAAGGCAUCUCACCUGAAUUCAUGCUUGAGAGGUGUUUCUUCCAGUUCCAGAAUACUGCUGGUGUAUCGAACCUCGAGAAGGAAUUGCAAGAGCUUGAAGCUGAAAAGGCGAACAUCAUUAUUACAGACGAGGCCACGGUCAAGGAUUACUACAACCUGCGACAGCAACUAGACACACAUACGCAAGACAUGCGCGACGUGAUUAUGCAUCCGACACACUGCUUACACUUUCUACAAGCGGGUCGAUUGGUGAAGGUCAAGUUCAAGGACCAUGACUUUGGUUGGGGCGCUGUCGUAGCGUACACACCGCGAAAAGCGAACAAAGGAGAGGUUCUCCCGCCUCAGCAAUCAUACGUGGUAGAUGUUCUCUUAGCAGUUGCGAGUGACACUACCUUCAUGCCUCAGGCUGGGGACGGUCUCCCACCGGGUGUACGACCACCAGCUCCUGGAGACAAGGGUAAGAUGGAGGUUGUGCCCAUCCUACUGAGCUGCAUCGAAUCGAUUGGCCACCUGCGCGUGUUCCUACCGAACGAACUCAAGUCGACCGAACAGAAGAACAACGUGCGCAAAGCACUGGGCGAAGUGAAGAAGCGCUUUCCCGACGGCAUUGCGAUCUUGGAUCCCAUUGAAAACAUGCAGAUUAAGGACGAUAGUUUUAAGCGACUGCUCAGGAAAAUCGAAGUGCUCGAGUCGCGCCUCCUGUCAAACCCUCUUCACAACUCGCCUAGAUUGCCCGAUCUGUACAGCCAGUAUGCGCAUAAGAUUGCCAUUGGCGAGAAGAUUAAGAAGAUCAAGAAGGAUAUCGCAAACGCUUUGUCGGUAAUCCAGUUGGACGAGUUGAAGAGCAGAAAGCGAGUGCUGCGUCGCAUCGGUUUUAUUGAUGAUGCAGAUGUCGUUCAACUGAAGGCCCGUGUGGCUUGCGAAAUCAGCACCGGCGACGAACUCGUACUCAGUGAAUUGCUCUUCAACCGCUUCUUCAACGAGUUGACGCCCGAGCAGUGCGCUGCCUGCCUGAGUUGUUUCAUCUUUGAAGAGAAAACUACUGAUACGCCUGCACUGAAGGAGGAGCUGGCUAAGCCUUACCGGGAAAUACAACAGCAAGCGCGGGUGAUUGCAAAGAUUUCGCAAGAGAGUAAACUUCAGAUUGACGAAGAAGCGUACCUGAAGACUUUCAAGUACGAGCUCAUGGAGGUUGUGUACGCCUGGUCCAAGGGGGCGUCGUUUGCAGAAAUCUGCAAAAUGACGGACGUGUACGAGGGCAGUCUGAUUCGUCUGUUCAGGCGAUUGGAAGAACUGCUCCGACAAAUUGCACAAGCGUCCAAAGUCAUGGGCAGCGAGGAGCUCGAGCAAAAGUUCACUGCAGCGCUAGACCUUGUCAGACGGGACUUGGUAGCAGCGCAGUCCCUGUAUCUCUGA